CCCUGAAAACACAAAUCGUUCGGUAUAAAUUUUAUUUAUUAGAAAAAUCAACAAUCGUUGAUAAUCCUUUGUUGGAAAGUAAAAAUUAAAAUUCAUUUGUCCUGGCAAAUGUUGAAUUUAGUGUUUUGAACACCAGAUGUCGUGUCAGUUAAUUCGGUCCACCCUUGUGUUUCGCUCUCGCCCGCGAAUACCGAUUUGUCAACGGGAAAAGAAGUUUGGGAUUUACAUGAAAUUGUCGUCACUUUGUCGGAUGUUUUUUCGUGAUAUUGACGUACGCGUGUGAUUUGUUUUUUGUGGAAUAUAUGGACAUUUUUUUUUUGAGGGAAAAAUUAAUCUUUGUUUUAUUGUGUGACCUCUCGGGAGAGAGAGGGAGUCUUGUUGUCUUCGAAGAGGCGGAUCCUGAUUGAACUAUUCCCGUUGGAGACGAGUGAGAAAAGGACUUGAAUUAUUUAUUUUCGGAUAAUCUUGUGAAUGUGAAAAAAAGGAUUGUUUUCACGUUGAAAAAAGUGAGGAGACGUGAGAAGAGAAAAUUGAGCGCUAGGAGAGUAAAGUCGGGAGGGUCGGCCUCCAUUUUGGGUGCGCGCGAGGUUAUUCAAGAGAAGGAACUUUUCUAUCUAUGUAUAAAACUGGGCAAUUUUUUUGUAAGAGUUUCCGAGAAUGGAUUUAAAUUGCUGUCAGAUUGAAAUGAUGAAGUAUAACCUAAUUUUCAAGGGUGAGUUCAUUUCUCGAUGUCAGAGAGUAAAGUAGGUUAAUGGUGGAGGCUGUUUUCCACCUCGUAACCUCGAUGUGGGAAAACGAGUCAGCUGGUUACAAUUCCCGGAUGGUGUGAAGAAACUGAUUUUUCCUUAUUAUAAAGAUUUUAUAGUGAACUUGUUUUUGUAAAGAAAAAACAUUGUUGUUGGAAGAAAAUAGAAAUCAGUGUUUGUUAACCUCGCAAAGUCGUUAACCUCGUUUCGUCCAUUUCACCUGUGAUUUUCGAGAGUGUCAUCUUCUCUCUUUGUCGAGUGCCGGAUGAGAGGUAGAACAAGGACGUUUUGAGCUUUCGUGUUUUAUGUCAGAGCGUAAUGUCGGAUGCGCUCUUGAGGCGAGUCAUUUGGAUGAAAAACGAAGAUGUUCCGACGGGUGAAACGAGGUCAGACGGAGGAGGAGAACCUCGAUUAGACUGAAAAACGAUUUGAAUCCUGAGAGAUGGAUUCUCGUUGAAGUUUCGGUAAGACCGGAAGUGUUUAGCCAUAAGUGCUCUUUUCCGGUCGUGUUUAUUGAAACGUGUUUUUUUUCGUGUUUUAACAAAAAGUUUUUCAAUUCAUGAGUCAUUUCUUGAGCGGUGUUUUAGCAUACCCUGUAUAUAAGCAUAGCAACAAGCAUAUUGCUGGAAAUCCUUAUGUUACUCUCGUGCGAAAAGUGAUUCCAGUGUUGACCAGUGUGAUUCGAGUGUUUUGUUUAUGUUCAACCUGAAGGAUUAAAUACUUAAUUGAAUCUCUCUUCUUGGACUUCGAUAACCAAUUCUGGAAUGCAUAAGGCGAAGGAAAAAGGUUUUGUUGCGCAAACCGGAUGUGGAUCGGAGGUGUCCGGUUCGAGGGUGAAUAACGAAGAAGGUCGAGCCGCUUUUGAGCGGUUCGAAGGUCGGUGAGCACCGCGACGGGGCGAGCAACCCCGUUGCCUCGGUCAGCGUUUAGCCAAUCUUGUAUCUGCCACUGUCGCCGAACAACAGAACAGAUGUCCUGACAGCGGGCCACGGGCCACCAGGAUGCCGACAGACGAUGACUAUGGCCGAAGAGAACGUCUUCUGUUGCACCAGCACCCGAAUGCUCAAUACCGACCCCCAUCAACGUCUCCAGUUCCAACUUCCAUUUCCGGAAGUUCCAGACCCUCUGCGAUCCAAGUUGAAAACACCAAUUCCACGGACUGUUACCACAAGCGAGAUGGAUCUCGAGAUCGAUUCGAAAAGUCCAACGAAGAGAUCAAGGAGGAACACUCAGAGCAACGCUCAACACAACCAAACUGCGAUCAAUACAGUAUCGCCCAGAGUCAAGAUCGUUACCAGUCCACCAAUCAUCAAUACUCAGGAAGAUCAUCUUGUCAAACAAUCUCACAGAGUAUUUUGUCCGAUCGUUAUACGAGAUACAAUGAAUCCGCUGCAAUUCAUAAUCAACAAUCUUCAGGAUCUGUUUCGGAGAGAUAUGGACAUGGAGAUUCCGGCUUGCCGUCAUCUGCAAAUGAAUACGCCAACACCAGUAUCUUGGCAACAGCCUCAGGAAAUCCAUUCUCUCCAGAUACAUUCCCAUCACCACCAUCCCCAGCUCCAGCGAACGAUCGCUUCGUGCCACCACCGCCGCUCUCGCCCUGCCCCAGCGAAAAGUAUUCCUCAUCUCAAAGUUUGUCUGGUUACCCUCCUUCUGAUCGGGUGUUGUCCUCCAGUUCUCCGAGUCCCAGGGAUCGUUUCGGUACAGCACCAACUUCACCGAUUCCUUCAGCAAAAGAUAGAUUCUCCUCCUCGGAACGACUUUUGGCAUCGACAGCCUCAAUUCAUGAUACAAAGGAUCAGCAACGUUACACGGCAUCAUCCACCGAACGAUUACUUGCAUCCGCAUCGCCAGUUUUGGGAAAUUUACAAAAUGACAGAUGUCUAUAUGCCGCUGGUAAGGACACGAAUCAUUCAAAAUUUGGAAUUUCAUCGGAAAGAUUGGUAUCCUCCUCUCCUAUACAUGCACCAGUACCGGAAAGAUUUGCUGGAAAGUCUUCCGAUAGGUAUAUGGCCGAAUCACCAAUACACGAUCGAUAUCAAACUUCAUCGAGUAAUCGCGACAGAUUUGCCUCAAUAUCAUCAGUCACGGAAAGAUUUUUAUCGAGUUCUCCAAAUCCAGAGGGUGCACAUCAAAGAUAUUCCUCGAGCGAGAGAAUUUUAUCCUGUCCGAGUGCAUCAGAUCAGUCUAGAAGGUAUUCCAGUUCGGAGAGAAGCGCCAAUGACUCCUGUCAGAAAUACAUCGAGCGAUCGAGUUCGUCUCCGGUACCUGCCGAUUUUACCAAUAGAUUCACCGGAUUCCAGGACAUUGGACAGAGAUUUGUCAUUUCCAGCGAGAGGUUCAACGAAAUGUCCAUGCAACGCUAUGGGCUGUCCAGGUCGACGGACAGAUAUUUGUCGAAUGAACGAUACUUGGCGUCUAGUUCUCCGGCACACGAUGGCAAGAUGGUCAACGAUUCGAACAGACAUUCAUCGUCGUCAACGGAUCGACUUCUCGCCUCCUCAUCGCCUUCAUCAUCUGAAACGAGUCGUUACAAUCCAUCGUACGGCACUAGCAUCCAAUCAACGGCAGAUCGAUACAGUAUGUCGCCAACAUCUGACGGUGUCAAUACAGGACAUCGCAACUAUUCGCAGUCCUCAUCGAAAGGCAAUGACAAAUAUCUCCAAGUAUCCAAGUCAGCACAAAACUACGGCAAUGAUCGUUAUCAGCUCUCCAAUCAAAGUGAACAAUUCGAAAGAUCGACUCAGGAUCGCUAUAGCAUCGAAAGGUACACUGGUUCCAUCAACGGUGGUGCCGAUCGAUUUCAAUCCUCAAAUUCUGAACGCUAUCACAGUUCUGCUGAGCGUUAUUCUCCAGCUCGCACCAAUUCCGACAAGUACCUUUCUCUACCAAAACCAAAAGAAAGGUAUCCUACUGGUCGCAUAGCAACCUCCUGCACCUCUAUCACUGGCGGAUCUUCGGAGAGAAAUUAUGGAUCCGGAAAUGGAACUUACGUCCCACCCACUGCUCACACACCAGUUGAAAGAUAUGUGCCACAACCACCACCGGAAGUCCUCUAUCCGGACAGAUAUGUAGACAGAUAUGUGCCACCAAGCGUUCAUACGCCAGCCGAUCGUUAUGUGCCAGUGACAGAUCCAGGUGAUCCUUACAUGAGACGUGAUUUGGGGUUUCAUCAUCAUUAUCGACUACCACCGCCUGGAUAUGUCUAUCAUCAGACGCAUUUCCGGUUACGUGGUUUUGCGUACGCGUCACCGGGACGCCUCGGCGGCAGUCCCGGUUCAAGUAGUUCGAGUAGUUCAACUUCUGCACAAAGAGACAGUUUCUCGACGUCGCCUCUUUUAAGGCCAAAAGUGCGCGCUUCCGCGAUCGAAUAUAACGCGAAUCCGCCGACGACGACGACGACGUCUUCGUCGCGUCAUGUGUGUGCUAAUACGACUCCAUGUUGCUCUGAGGUCACUUCCGGACAAAGAGGAUGCUGCCAAACAAUCAGGAGGUCACUGCCACCAGGAGCACUGCCAUCGAUUCCAACACAGCCCGCCAUUUCUUCUUGGCAACCCUCGCCGAGUUCUGGUACAACUGGCACUUCAACCAUCUCCUCAAGUGGGCCUGAUGGUGAGAACGAGCAGAACAUUGGUAUGUACGCCGUUGAAGGUGCAUCAACGGAAACGUCGACGGUAACACCUGUCGAUAGCUCCCCAUCCCUUCCUCAAAACACAAUCAGCUCUUCCGGAACAGUCACUUCAGCCGGUACAACACCUAACAUUACCAGGAGUAUGUCAGCUCCAUCGGGUCAACGACCAUUGCCACCAGUAACCUCCAGUAAUUCAGCCACCAUGGGACAAAGGUCUAGGUUGAGGAGGAAUCCGAGCCGAACUGACGCCAUUCGAAAUUACAUUAAACGGGAAACUGCAAUUUUCUUUGGGAUUGACGAGGAAUCUGAAAAUUCUGAGAGGCAACGAUGGUUAGACAGAAGACGUCGGAUGGCAACCAGACGGUACGGACCCCUUCUUCCGGAACACAAACCGCCAGAUCCGGACAUCACGAGAGAUGUACCGGACACCAUGGAAUUACCUGAGUCUGUGACAUUAAGAAGAUGUCAGCAACCGCUUCAAAGAAAAGACUCUGUUGCAAGGAUGACAUUAUCCGGACUCCACUAUGUAGUUGAGACACUGACACGUCCAAGGCCAAAGGAUCGACCUGAGACUCGUUCGAAAUCGAGAAGUUUUCCACCUGGAACAUUAUCAACGUCCACCAGAGCGGAUGAAAGUUCCUUGUCGCAGGAAACACGAGUUGAAGAGGAAGAUUCAUUUUUUGAGAGACCACCAGCUCUACCGGCACCGCCGCUGCCUCAGCAAUCACACGUUCAGGUAGAGCAAUCAUCCUCCUCUACUUCGACGAAAGAGGAUGGAGUUACUAACGCAGCUGCAGAAUUCCAUGAACCUGCACCUGCAACCGAACGUGACACCUCGGAAGAAUUAUUGAGGUUGUCAUUUCAAACGAAUGAAAGAUCGUCAAUCGAUGGACAAAGUAGAAGACCUCGCUCUAUUACGAGGGAUCAUUAUAUUUCAAGAUCGAGACAAGAGUUUGCGAAUUCCGAUAUUGAAGUUCAUCCUAUUGAAGGUGUCACUUUAAGAAAAGAAAUUGGUGGAAAGAGAAUAUCACCGGCGACAAUUGACAGGAUUUUCGAUAACAGCAAUCGACGAUUAUAUGGAAUGGGAAUCGUGGGAAGAUUUUUUGGGCGAUCAUUUCGAAAGAGUGUGGCACACAAACCUGACGUAAGGAAACAAUUGGAUGACUUUGAAGAUCACCGGCCGUAUUUUACUUAUUGGAUCACCACUGUGCAAAUUUUAAUUUUAAUCAUUUCACUGGCUUGCUAUGGAUUCGGUCCAAUUGGAAUGGGUCUCACUCAAAAAUCAGGACUAGUACUAGUGACGAGUCUUUCUUUGCAACAAGUGGACUACCAGGAACCAUCAAAUCUCUGGAUUGGUCCAAGAGCAGCGGAUUUAAUUCAUCUCGGGGCAAAAUUUGCUCCCUGCAUGCGGCGAGAUAUAAAAAUUCUCAAAGAAAUCGACAUGUGGAGAGAAAGAGAAAGAGACACUGCUUGCUGCAUUAGAAAUGACGAUUCCGGUUGCGUACAAUCAAGCAAAGCCGAUUGUUCAAUUUAUAAUAUAAAUUUAUCUUUUCCAACCCAACUGGUCCGGGGAUUGAGAUCAACAAUGACGAAUACAAUAUCAACGUGGAAAAAGUGGGGACCCGGCGACAAUGGACCAGGUGGAAGAAUAAGCGGAUCAGUUUGCGGAUUAGAUCCAAAAUUUUGCGACGCUCCAGCAAGUAUUGCACCGUACGAAUGGCCCGAUGAUAUUACCAAGUGGCCAAUUUGCCGAAAGACAAAUCCAUUUAGUCAAAGAUUCAGUGGCAAUUUUAAUCAAGAUGGCAAUAGUAAUUUUCCCGUUGGUCGUUACAAAGAUAAAAUGGCCGAGCACAUGGUUUGCGAAGUAAUUGGACAUCCUUGUUGUAUUGGUAUUCAUGGAAUGUGUAGAAUUACGACAAAGGAAUAUUGUGACUUUGUACAUGGCUAUUUUCAUGAUGAGGCCUCACUCUGUUCACAAGUCGAAUGUCUUCAUGAUGUCUGUGGAAUGGUUCCAUUUUUACAUCCCGAAUGGCCCGAUCAAUUCUACCGGCUGUUCACUACAAUUUUUCUUCAUGCUGGAAUUCUUCACCUAGCCAUCACAUUAUUCGUGCAAUAUUUUCUGAUGAGAGAUUUGGAAAAAUUGACUGGUUCUCUUCGAAUUGCGUUGAUUUAUUUUAUAGGCGCUUUUGCUGGAAACUUGGCUAGUGCAAUAUUCAUUCCCUACAGAGCUGAGGUGGGUCCGGCGGGCGCACACUUUGCUCUCCUGGCAACGUUAAUUGUGGAGAUUCUUCAUUGUUGGCCAAUGUUAAAAUAUCCACGAAGAGCACUAUUCAAGUUAAUAAUAAUUCUCGUCAUUCUUUUGAUGCUGGGCGUAUUGCCAUGGGUGGACAAUUACGCUCAUUUAUUUGGUUUUAUUUUUGGUUUUCUCGCAGCCUACGCCUUCAUGCCAUUCAUUUCAUUUGGCCAUUACGAUCGUCGACGAAAAGUUCUUCUAAUUUGGAUAUGCACAAUUUUAAUUGUCGGUCUCUUUACAUUACUUCUCGCCUUAUUUUACAACAUUCCAGUUUAUGAAUGCGAAAUAUGUAAACUAUUCAAUUGCAUUCCAUUUACACGCGAUUUCUGUGCCUCGCAGAAUAUCAAUUUCAAGAGAGAAGAAUCUGUAUGACACAUGGGGCCGCGGUUCCCAGUCGAGCGCGAAGUACCGUUCGGCCCCCAAAUUAACGCUCGUUUCUACAUCCUUCAUGAUCAAUUACAAUUGAAAAUUUUGGCGGCGAUCUUUACUCUUGGACAUUCAUCACAUUCAGCAGACGGUAGCGAUCAAUCUCGAGAAUGGAGCGCCGUUCGACAAUGGGCUGAGAAUAAAUUUCCAAAUAAACUCUCAACGAAAAACAUGAGAUUUUCUCAAAGAUUUACAAACAAAAGGUAAAAAAAGGAAAUUUUCGUUUGAGAGAAAGCCCCAAAAACUGAAGCUAUUUUCGUAUGAAACAAAGAGAUACUCAUUUCAAAAGAGAAGAUACGAAAUUCUGCAUAGAUGUUCGACUGCAAAAAAAGUAAAAAAAAAAAUGAAAAAAAACAAUUAUUCGCUUCUAUCUUUCUCGCUACUGCCAAAUAAAAGAACUCUUGUUCGCCGACUGACGGCAAAUAGCAAUGCCUUAACAAAAAAAAAACAUUAAAACGAUCACCCGCGAAUUCAGCGGAAGGAGAAUUCUGAAAAGAAAAAUUUUUCACACUAGCGAAAGUCGAUGAAAUUUGUAAAUAUUAGGUAUUCAUUAUAAUGAAGAAAUCGCCGGAACCUUUUUGAUAGAGUCGGAGGCAGUUUCUUAAUAUUGUCCCUCCCCCCGAUAAAAUCCUUUUCCAAUUCUUCGUCAUCGAAUUUUGUUUUUUUUUUUAAAUAGUGCAAGAAAAGGUCCCUUUUCUCUUGUUAAUAUUAAAAAUUAAAAAUUGUACAUAUUUAAAA
This is a messenger RNA of Leptopilina heterotoma, 7831 nucleotides long. RefSeq names its product inactive rhomboid protein 1 (gene rho-5). Lineage: Eukaryota; Metazoa; Arthropoda; Insecta; Hymenoptera; Figitidae. The coding region runs from base 1748 to 7039 and encodes 1763 amino acids. The transcript has 19 exons. Gene Ontology annotation, cellular component: endoplasmic reticulum membrane. The record is from RefSeq and is a predicted model, not a curated record. Gene Ontology annotation, molecular function: serine-type endopeptidase activity. Gene Ontology annotation, biological process: regulation of protein secretion; regulation of epidermal growth factor receptor signaling pathway.